AUGGCAGAUCUACCUGGCAAUUUGCCUGCUGACUACCUUGAAUGGCAGCCUGCAAUCGAAAAGCGCAAUCUUGUUGGCAAGACGGUGCAUGCGGCUGAGCUUGCGUCUACCUCUAAGAUGGCUUACGCCCAAUUUUUGCUCUUGCGCGUUCUCUGGAAAGUUAACAAGCUGCUUUCUGGAGAUCAUUCCUGGGCAGCCUAUUGCCAUAGUAUCAAAAACGCGGAGAUUACAGUCGGGAGCUUUGCGAUUGCCGGCAUUGCCAAAUCAAAUCCCACAAAGGGACCUGAUGACGAUGAUUCCGUUGUGCAAGAAGAGUCAGAGUCAGAGUCAGAAGUGUCAUCGGAACCCGUCACCCCAGCCGCCCAGGUUCCUGAAGAACUUCACAAGCUGAUGUUUCUACCUACCAAAGACGAGCAGAUUGUCAACACUGCUCUUGUGGUAUUUCUUAAUUCCCUUCUAGUUCCUUUCGGCGUCAAGCGUUGCGACUGGACUCUGCACAGAAAGGCCUUCAGUGCCCAUUUUGAAGCUGCUGGCUUCGAAGCUCGAACCGACGGAUAUCUCGAUGAUGGCAAUGUAAACCCUUGGGCUCUCAUCGAGGUCAACCCCGUCACCAGAAAGGAUAAGAAUCAAGUCCAGGUUCAGAUACAAGAGAGUUCCCAGAUGUCAGGCUGCAUCAAAAACGAUAUUGAUGCUCCACCAGAUAAGCUACGAGUUCAUAUGUCCCAAAAUCGGCACGAGAUCUUCUUUACUAUCGCAAAGUACGACAGCGGGUAUGUGUCCUAUCUGAAAAAGAAGCCCGCGGAUGACCAACCUCCAUCAUUCUUGACUAUGCAUCAAUACGGACCUUGGAAUACCGAAAAUGCCGGGCAUAUGAAGAAGUUGGGUCCAAUCCUACUUGCACUCGCACUCUAUGCGGAGGCUGAGGUUAAGAAGGCAGAAGACCGUCGGCGUUUGAGCUCGAACAUGGCAUCUGCAAAUGGUACUUGUGCAACCUGUGGAAAGCAGACUGACAACCGCUGUUCUCGGUGCAAUGAAUCCCCAGAUACCAAGACUGGUGACACUGGCAGCAUUUUCUGCUGCACCAAAGUCUGUCAAGCCGAGCACUGGUCCGUUCAUAGAGCCGAGUGUAAAGUCCGGGUGCAGCGAAAGAAGCUUUUGCGCACCGCGGCAAUCCUCAAAGCAGCGUUCCUCACCUACAGAGCGCUUCGAUUUGAUGUUGGGCUUUGGAAAAUCGAGCUUCGUGGCAACACUCUGUAUCUAUACAAUAAACAGAAGGGUCUGAUGGUCGCCCCCAAGAUCGGCCCUUUCCCAGAGUAUCUGACAACUGAUGAUGAGCACCGCGAGGCUGCCCCCUCUUAG
This is a messenger RNA of Aspergillus affinis, 1359 nucleotides long. RefSeq names its product zinc finger MYND domain-containing protein. The transcript is spliced from 5 exons. NCBI's taxonomy places the organism in Eukaryota, Fungi, Ascomycota, Eurotiomycetes, Eurotiales, Aspergillaceae. Bases 1 to 1359 code for a protein of 452 amino acids. The record is from RefSeq and is a predicted model, not a curated record.